AUGGUUGACGACUCAAAGAACGAAGAUUCUCAUAAUGCUGCAGUAUUCGAUAACGCAGACAUUGAUACAAAUAAAGUGGACAAGGCGUCAUUUUCUUCAUAUACCAUUACUUUAUACCUGGUGCGUCAAACCGAUUCGUCUAGUAAUUGGAAAAUUCAAGCUUUAUUUGAUCAUAAACAAAAAUAUAUAUUUGAAGAUAUUGCGCCUCUUAUUCGACCUGGGAAUGCUGCGCAUCGAUAUGAAGGUGCUCCACAUUUAUACCGUCUCCGAUUGGAUGUUCGCUUGUACGAUGAUGGACGAUUUUGUAUUAUACGUGAAAACAAACCCUACUACGUUAGUGCGUAUCGGUUACGCAUCUCUGAUGCAAUUCUUGGCAGUCGAAAUUUACAUUAUGAAAAUAGCACACCAUAUUCUCUCAAAGCUGAUAUAACUGUGCACGAUCACUUUUUAUUCGAUCCUAUAUUUGCCAAAUAUGCCUCCAUGAUAUCUCCUCCCGGAGGUGACAUAUCAUUUUGGGAAAGUCUAUGUAUUUUUUCAUACUUCAUAAUCAGUAUGAAAUCGUACGAAUUAUUCGAUCCAUUCAUUGGACAAUUCACAAGAGAAUUACAGGAAACAAAAAGAACAUUUUCAUAUGCGGACUUGGACCAGUUCUUCCGUUGUUGUCGUAAACAUUUUUCGGUCAUUGAGAAUGAAUGUAGGCAGAGCUUGCCUGCACUUAAAAUUCUUGUCUGUAUGAUAAAUCCUCUGCCAAUCAAACAAGAAAAUACGACAUAUGAAAAUGAAGCAGCUCGUGGAUUCACGUCAAUGAUUCUUGCCAUUUUGUCCGAAAAUCUUUUGAAUCUUUGGUCAACAAUCAAUACUACUGAGUGGCCUUCAUUUGCUGACGGCUUGAUAAAAUUAUGCGUUAUCAAUCUGCAUAUAUGUCAAAAGUCUAGAAAACAAAGCUUCGAUUGUUUGAAUUUAUUUUCCAUGUUACCUGAUGAAAUACGUCGACAAAAUUUAGUAAUCGAGCUUCUAACUUUGUUGAACGACUUACAAUAUACGCUACCCAAGGAUCAGGAUGCAGUUUUGUUUUCAUUGAUAGACCAAGACCAUCUUACACUAGAACACCUUGGAAUGGCAACAACUAUUGAAACUUAUAUCAGUUACCUUACUCAAUUUGUAAUAGCUCAUUCUGAUGAUCACAAUGAGCUACGAGUAAGGAUUCGGGAGCAACUUGCUAAACUUUUGAAGGAACACUAUUUUCCAAUGGAACUGACAGAUAUUGCAUUUCUUCUGAACUAUAUGAAUAGCCAGACAAAAGAAGGCGACGACGAGAUGAUCCAAGCGGCAACAAAAUUAAUCAAAUCUAUUUUUGAGACUAGUGCUACAGUACGCGAUACAGUUCAACAAAAGUUAUAUGAGAAAAAUCAUCACAUUUCAAUCGAUGAGUUUCCGCUUAUGCGAGACAUCAUUUUCCGUUCUUAUCAUCCAUACCUACUAUAUGGUUUUGACCGACAAAAGUAUUUGUCACGUAUGCUUAGUCGUCGAGAUGAUCUACAAACGGAUUAUUUUACCGUUUGGCUUCAAUUUUUUUUAUGUGAACCGGAUGCGAUUUGGAUUGAUUAUAAAACGCUCAUUAUACAAUGGACAAACUGUCUUAUUCAUAAUCAGGAAUUAUUCUCAAAUGUUGUCAAAAAAAUGGACCCGCUUAUUGAACUCUGGAUAAAUGGUGCGCCAAACGAUCAGGAUCGCACAACAUUUUUUGUUACAUAUAUGGCAAAUAAAUGUUUUAAUCAAGGUAACAUUUUCAGUUUACUCAAAACCAGUCUCUACCCAGUGAAAAAUCCCCAAUUUAUUCAAAUAUUUAAAAACAAAUUCCACACAGAUGAAGUCACAACUAAAACACACUAUCUGCGCGACAUGAAAAGUUUUCACAAUCCGCUAGUCCAGUUGAUAAACAUCGAUAAGCAACAUAAGCAGCAAAGUAUACUCAUCAGAGAAUUGAUUGCUCACACAGUAUCAUCAAUCAAAAUAACUGUUGAGACCAUUUGGAAUGAUGCCUUUGUAUCCCCAACUCAAGAUGGCUUGAUAUAUGCUAUUCUCUUUGAUCCAUCAUUAAAGAAAUGUCCAGCUUACGAACGAAUAAUCCGAUAUUUAGCCUCGAAAUGGCAGAAAUGGAAGCUAAAUGGUUGCUCAGCCCAUAACGUGUGGACAUGGGAAGGCUAUUCUGCGGAGCAGAAAACUGUUGUUCGUAAAAUAUGGACCUUAGUUAUUCAUGCGUCUGGAGAAAAAGGCACUUUAGAAGCAGUUUUAGAUGCAACUCGCCAAGAUAUGCAAGCUAAACUAGAAACAAAUAAGAAAAUAGUAACAUGUCUCAACGGAUAUUGCCAACAUGGAUGUGAUAAGGAUAUAUAUCUCAGUCAAAUAAAAAAUUGGGAAGAUCGUUUUCAACGAGAUGCUGUUAAAUCAGUUCAGAUACCAAAACAGUUGCAGGAUAUUAUACCAUUUGCUGAAACACUCAAUCCAUUAAUAAAUGUACAUUGCUGGCGGGUGUAUCUCAAUAGUGAAACAGCAACUAGUGUUCAACGGUCUGAAGAAGCAGAGAAUGAAUGGCGCAUGGGAGAUAACUCGUUCUUAAGAAGUAGUUUACUAUAUCUCAAUGAUAAAGAGGUUGAUAUUCCAUGUGCUACAACAGAAGCGAAAAAUAAAAAUUGUUUGGAUAUUCUUGAGGAAGUUAUUCGAUGUUUUAAACAGUUUGUUGACGGAAUACGUCGGAUAUGCACUUCACUUCAACAUAUUCCAGUUAAACAUAUUCUUCAGCUCUUUUCUAGUAUCCAGCAUGCUGAAAAUGAUCUUGAAUUACUUAAACCAUUCCUUGAUCCAAAAGCUCAACAACAACUUGUUUGCAUUCUGUCAUUUUGCAAGAGUUCAGUACAAAUUCGACAUGUUUGUAUUGGCUUGGAACAACUGCACAGCAAGCUAUCAAUUGCCUACGAUUCAACAUUGUUUGCUGCUAUUCUCACCGUUACCGAAAGUACAACAGGCGAAGAGUGUACUUCAAUUUAUGAAGAAUACCGAAAACAAAUAAAAGAACACUUUUCUGACAACAUACUUACGUUCAUUUCUUAUUACAGUUCGUCUUCGGAUCUUUUCGAAUUUCUUCAUUCUCUUACAGCAGAUGAUAUUUAUAAUUUACAAGAGGCAGUCAAUGAUUGGGAUGAAACAUUAGUCAAUACAAAGACUGUGUUUGAUUUUGCAAUUGUUAAAACCUUCAUUGAUCGUUCUUACGAAGCUAUAUGCGUUAAACAACAGCAAUUGAAAGAUCAACCAUUUCAACUCAAACUUCUUAAUAAUUGUUUCGCAGAAGUGUGGAAAAAUGAUCAAUUCAAAGAUUUACUCAAAUGUCUUGAGUCAUCAUCUCUUUCUGUUACAAGUAUCAAACGUAUUCAUUUAGAAUUAACCGAUAAAGAACAAUCGAAACGACGUCAAAUUGUGGAUAUUUUGCAAAAAUCGACGAUCUGUUUUGUACGCAUUUUGCAUUAUGAUGCGACUUUUGACGUCAAUGUGGAACUUCCACCUGGUCAAACAACUACUACUGACACAAAGAAACGAGCAAAACUGCUUUUGGCUGAUAUCAGUGAACUUCGUGAUCGUGCACGUCUUCUUGAAUAUUCGAGCAAUGUUAAUAAUAGAAAAAAAUCACAAGCUGACAGUGAACAUGAAAAAGAACGAUUACAAAAUUUUGUUGAAUUUGCAGCUCUAAUCGAAUCCACUAUUGAAUAUUUAACAAAUUUGUAUACAUCAGGUCAUCCAUCCGUUGGUAAUUUUCUCCAGGGUACAAAAUCGUUUCUAUGUAUUGAUGGGAAAUAUGAUGAAUUGCAACAAGAUAACACGAAGCUAACUAUUUUGCUCAAAGAUUGGGAGACAAACCUAUGCAAUAUGUAUGAGACACACAUUAGUUUAACUUAUUUUUCUGAUGAUCAGUUUUGGCAAAUUGAGGAUUAUAUCUAUCGUCGUUCAUCGUUAGCUGAUCCCGGUUAUCAUUUGCUGAAAUAUAUCGGUAUUGAGCCAGAGUCGAUUGCCCGACCGCAUGAGAAACUACAGAAUCCUAAAGAACGAUUAGAAAAUCUUGGNAGUGCUACAGUACGCGAUACAGUUCAACAAAAGUUAUAUGAGAAAAAUCAUCACAUUUCAAUCGAUGAGUUUCCGCUUAUGCGAGACAUCAUUUUCCGUUCUUAUCAUCCAUACCUACUAUAUGGUUUUGAUCGACAAGAGUAUUUGUCACGAAUGCUUAGUCGUCGAGAUGAUCUAAAAACGGAUUAUUUUAUCGUUUGGCUUCAAUUUUUUUUAUGUGAACCGGAUGCGAUUUGGAUUGAUUAUAAAACGCUCAUUAUACAAUGGACAAACUGUCUUAUUUAUAAUCAGGAAUUAUUCUCAAAUGUUAUCAAAAGAAUGGAUCCGCUUAUUGAACUCUGGAUAAAUGGCGCGCCAAACGAUCAGGAUCGCACAACAUUUUUUGUUACAUAUAUGGCAAAUACAUGUUUUAAUCAAGGUAACAUCUUCAGUUUACUCAAAACCAGUCUCUACCCAGUGAAAAAUUCCCAAUUUAUUCAAAUAUUUAAAAACAAAUUCCACACAGAUGAAGUCACAACUAAAACACGCUAUCUGCACGACAUGCAAAGUUCUCACAAUCCACUGGUCCAGUUGAUAAACAUUGAUAAGCAACAUAAGCAGCAAAGUAUACUCAUAAAAGAAUUGAUUGCUCACACAGUAUCAUCAAUCAAAAUAACUGACGAGACUAUUUGGAAUGAUGCCUAUAUAUUCCCAACUCAAGACGGCUUGAUAUAUGCUAUUCUCUUUGAUCCAUCAUUAAAGAAAUGUCCAGCUUACGAACAAAUAAUCCAAUAUUUAGCCUCGGUAUGGCAAAAGUGGAAGCUAAAUGGUUGCUCAGCCCGUAACGUGUGGACAUGGGAAGGUUAUUCUUCGGAGGAGAAAACUGUUGUUCGUAAAAUAUGGACCUUAGUUAUUCAUGCGUCUGGAGAAAAAGGCACUUUAGAAGCAGUUUUAGAUGCAACUCGCCAAGAUAUGCAAGCUAAACUAGAAACAAAUAAGAAAAUAGUAACAUGUCUCAACGAAUAUUGCCAACAUGGAUGUGAUAAGGAUAUAUAUCUCAGUCAAAUAAAAAAUUGGCAAGAUCGUUUUCAACGAGAUGCUGUCAAAUCAGUUCAGAUUCCAAAAGAGUUGCAGGAUAUUAUACCAUUUGCUGAAAAACUCAAUCCAUUAAUAAAUGUACAUUGCUGGCGGGUGUAUCUCAAUAGUGAACCAACAACUAGUGUUCAACGGUCUGAAGAAGCUGAGAAUGAAUGGCGCAUGGGAGAUAAGUCACUCUUAAGAAGUAGUUUACUAUAUCUCAAUGAUAAAGAGGUUGAUAUUCCAUGCGCAACAACAGAAGCGAAAAAUAAAAAUUGUUUGGAUAUUCUUGAGGAAGUUAUUCGAUGUUCUGAACAGUUUGUUGACAGAAUACGUCGAAUAUGCACUUCACUUCAACGUAUUCCAGUUAAACAUAUUCUUCAGCUCUUUCCUAGUAUCCAGCAUGCUGAAAAUGAUCUUGAAUUACUUAGACCAUUCCUUGAUCCAAAAGCUCAACAACAACUUGUUUGCAUUCUGUCAUUUUGCAAGAGUUCAGUACAAAUUCGGCAUGUUUGUAUUGGCUUGGAACAACUGCACAGCAAGCUAUCAAUUGCCUACGAUGCAACAUCGUUUGCUGCUAUUCUCACCGUUACCGAAAGUACAACAGGCGAAGAGUGUGCUUCAAUUUAUGAAGAAUACCGAAAACAAAUAAAAGAACACUUUUCUGACAACGUACUUACAUUCAUUUCUUAUUACAGUUCGUCUUCGGAUCUUUUCGAAUUUCUUCAUUCUCUUACAGCAGAUGAUAUUUACAAUUUACAAGAGGUAGUCAAUGAUUGGGAUGAAACAUUAGUCAAUACAAAGACUGUGUUUGAUUUUGCAAUUGUUAAAAACUUCAUUGAUCGUUCUUACGAAGCUAUAUGCAUUAAACAACAGCAAUUGAAAGAUCAACCAUUUCAACUCAAACUUCUUAAUGAUUGUUUCGCAGAAGUGUGGAAAAAUGAUCAAUUCAAAGAUUUACUCAAAUGUCUUGAGUCAUCAUCUCUUUCUGUUUCAAGUAUCAAACGUAUUCAUUUAGAAUUAACCGAUAAAGAACAAUCGAAACGACGUCAAAUUGCGGAAAUUUUGCAAAAAUCAACUAUCUGUUUUGUACGCAUUUUGCAUUAUGAUGCGACUUUUGACGUCAAUGUGGAACUUCCACCUAGUCAAACAACUACUACUGACACAAAGAAACGAGCAAAACUGCUUUUGGCUGAUAUUAGUGAACUUCGUGAUCGUGCACGUCUUCUUGAACAUUCGAGCAAUGUUAAUAAUAGAAAAAAAUCACAAGCUGACAGUGAACAUGAAAAAGAACGAUUACAAAAUUUUGUUGAAUUUGCAGCUCUAAUCGAAUCCACUAUUGAACAUUUAACAAAUUUGUAUACAUCAGGCCAUCCAUCCGUUGGUAAUUUUCUCCAGGGUACAAAAUCGUUUCCAUGUAUUGAUGGGAAAUAUGAUGAAUUGCAACAAGAUAACAAGAAGCUAACUAUUUUGCUCAAAGAUUGGGAGACAAACCUAUGUAAUAUGUAUGAGACACACAUUAGUUUAACUUAUUUUUCUGAUGAUCAGUUUUGGCAAAUUGAGGAUUAUAUCUAUCGUCGUUCAUCGUUAGCUGAUCCCGGUUAUCAUUUGCUGAAAUAUAUCGGUAUUGAGCCAGAGUCGAUUGCCCGACCGCAUGAGAAACUACAGAAUCCUAAAGAACGAUUAGAAAAUCUUGGNAAAGAUUGGGAGACAAACCUAUGCAAUAUGUAUGAGACACACAUUAGUUUAACUUAUUUUUCUGAUGAUCAGUUUUGGCAAAUUGAGGAUUAUAUCUAUCGUCGUUCAUCGUUAGCUGAUCCCGGUUAUCAUUUGCUGAAAUAUAUCGGUAUUGAGCCAGAGUCGAUUGCCCGACCGCAUGAGAAACUACAGAAUCCUAAAGAACGAUUAGAAAAUCUUGGCAAUUUACUUGCUCAAAAACAACGAAUCAACAAUCAACAAGCUAAUUCGGCAAUGAAAAAAUGUCUUCUUGUUGAAACAACAUCUGAAGGCGUUCUUCGCGCUAUUCUUUCAUUAUUUGAUCUAACUUCGACUACACCAUCGGUUUGCCGUAUUUUCUAUUGCCAAACACGAACGAAUUGGAUUCAAAUGCGUGCCUUUAUCUAUCGUUGCUUCUACUCGAAUUCAUUUCAUCAACUCAUUCGACCUGAACUUCUCUCACAAUCAAUCCAGGAUCAGGCCGUUCGUCUGUUACACUCAUUGAUGGGACAACGGCCUCAUCAGAUGUUUCGAAUCGGUAUUGUGACAACUUCAGCACCAGCAGAACAACAAAUAAUCAAUGGUCUUCAAUCCAUGCGAAUUCUUACCUUCUUACGUGAUCAUGAAUUACUUAGUAAUAGUGAUUUUCGUACAAAGUUACAGUGCGCAAUUCAAGGUUGUCUAUUAGUUACGUCACGAAUAACUGGCUUAGGAAAAUCAGUUCGUAUUCGUAAGGAGGUUGAAUUGUUGAAGAAGAAGUAUGUGAAGUUUCCUAUUUCUGGCGAUUAUGAUGUUGACAUAUUAGCGAAAAGACUUCGUUCAAAAUAUUCUCAACUUCAGUCAGCUGCCAUUCACUUCGAUAUCGGUACCGUUGACGAUAGCCAACAACUGAAUGAAAUUCUUUAUUGUUUGCUUCUUUUCAAAAGUUUUCGAUUUGGUCAAGUAGCUGUGGCAAUCCCUGCAGAUACUCUCAUAUAUGUCGAAAUUGAUGCAUCGUAUCAAUCAACUCUGGUCGAUAUUCCACUUUUUCGACACAUUACACAAUCAGAGAAUAUCGAUGAUGUUGAUUGGACUAUUCUCGAUGUAGACAAGCCCGAGAUUCAAACCGUGGCCAAUUAUUUACAAUUGAUCGAAAAUAAAAGCAUUGUAACGCAGAACAUAGAUUCUAAGAUUUUCAAGAAAUUAGACAUAAACAUGUGUUCUCAUCUUAUUCGCGACCAUUUUCUUAAGAACAAGGAUGAGCGUUUUAUCACAUGGACCCAACUAUCGAUUUACAUUGCGGUGUUCUAUCGUCUAUUUACAGGUUUUUCUCGUUGUGGUUAUUUUCUUGUUCAAUAUGUUCCCCAGUCAAAACUUCGUAUGGAUCUUAUUCAAACUUUACUUCAAUCUUCGAACCAAUUUACCUCAAUUUCAGUCGAAAAUGUCCGGAAACAACAACGAUCUAUCGGCAAUGAUCAAUUAGUAUCAUACAGUGACGCUAUUGUUCGUUGGGAUAAAAUUCAGCCAUUUAUGAUGAUCCUUACAGCUACUGACGAGCCAUUAUUUAUUUAUAAGCAAACAACUCAUAUUCCCCGUGCACUUAUUGAUUAUUUCGCAAUAUAUUAUCGAGAAUCGAAGCAAAAUCGGAAUAUAACCGUAGAUACCAUGUUCCCUGACUACAACAAACUUACACACACAGAUUUCUUUAUUAAAUUAGCUUCACUUUCGAGAAAAUAUUUCAAUAAGUCGAUUUGUUCGGCAUGCUUUCGACAGUACGAAUAUCAGGAAAAACAAUGUCUCAAAUGUUCCGGAAAAGAUUUGCUUUAUCGACCUCGAACAUUCGAUUACAAUGACGUACUGAAUUUUCAAAGUAGUAUCGCAGAGAAACUACGAAAUGAAUACGUUCUAACUCCAGACAACUUCGUCAAAAUGCUUAUGAUUUACAUGCGAGUACAAAGUAAUAUUCCUGUGUUAAUUAUGGGCGAAACAGGUAAAGCGAAGUGUUCAUUGCAACAUACAUUCGUUGAAAGACCUUAUUUUGUAGGUUGUGGUAAAACAGCUCUGAUCCAAUUCUUAUGUGAGAAAAUGUUGGACGAUGAUCUGAGAGUGUUNCGAAAUGAAUACGUUCUAACUCCAGACAACUUCGUCAAAAUGCUUAUGAUUUACAUGCGAGUACAAAGUAAUAUUCCUGUGUUAAUUAUGGGCGAAACAGGUAAAGCGAAGUGUUCAUUGCAACAUACAUUUGUUGAAAGACCUUAUUUUGUAGGUUGUGGUAAAACAGCUCUGAUCCAAUUCUUAUGUGAGAAAAUGUUGGACGAUGAUCUGAGAGUGUUCCAUAUUCAUGCAGGUGUUGACUUGAAACAAAUCAUCACAACUGUGAAAGAUUAUACAACACAAGCUGAGCAAUUGCAAGUUAAAAAUAAACGUUUGUGGAUUUUCUUUGACGAAUUUAAUACAACAAGUAAUAUUGGUUUACUCAAAGAAAUCGUGUGUGAAAGGACUCUUCUUGGCGAAGCUUUGCCUUCCAAUAUGGUUUUCUUAGGCGCUUGCAAUCCACGCCGUACCAAAACAUUAAAAAUUCAACUCAACGACGAUGCUCAUAUAGGAUUGAGAAAAACUCGUUACGAAAUGCAAGAACGUCUUUGGGCUGGUGCAAAUCGAUGUCUUUUAUAUACCGUUGUACCGAUACCCGAGACAAUGCUUGAAUACAUCUGGGAUUACGGACAUUUGAAUGAAGCAACAGAGAGAGCCUAUAUUGAAACAAUGUUAAAUGUAUGCAAUGGUUUAUCUUGCAACUCGAUCUUAUUAAGACUUACUGUUGAUCUUCUUAUUGCAUCUCACAAUCAUUUUCGUGAUGUCGAAGAUACUAGUAGUGUAAGCUUGAGAGAUAUUGCACGCUUUUGUCGACUUUACAAUUGGUUUUUUCAUUCAUUGAAUGAACGUGCAGCUACAAAUGACUCAAAAGAAAGACCAAGCUUUUCUCAUCGGGCCAGUUUCAUUGCAUUACUAUUCUGUUACUAUUUCCGAUUACGUUCUGUGAAACUGAAGGAGAUUUAUAUUGAUAAAAUGCAAGAAAUCAUCACUAAGCAAUAUCCUGAUCUAAAUAAAGUGCCGAACUAUUUAACUGAGAACAUCCUUCAAUGUGAACAAAUGCAAUUAAUCGAUGAGAAAAUGGAAUUGCCAUCGGGUACAGCGUUCAAUCGUGCGUUACGUGACAAUAUAUUUGUUCUCUUUGCUUGUAUUCUCAAUCGUAUACCCGUUUUCUUAUGUGGAAAGCCUGGUAGUAGUAAAUCAUCAGCAAUUCAGAUCCUAAUAAGUAACCUUCGUGGAAGAAAUUCCAAGGAUCCAUAUUUUCAAACUUUACCUGAACUUGUGGCUGUGUCUUUUNACGUUCUAACUCCAGACAACUUCGUCAAAAUGCUUAUGAUUUACAUGCGAGUACAAAGUAAUAUUCCUGUGUUAAUUAUGGGCGAAACAGGUAAAGCGAAGUGUUCAUUGCAACAUACAUUCGUUGAAAGACCUUAUUUUGUAGGUUGUGGUAAAACAGCUCUGAUCCAAUUCUUAUGUGAGAAAAUGUUGGACGAUGAUCUGAGAGUGUUUCAUAUUCAUGCAGGUGUUGACUUGAAACAAAUCAUCACAACUGUGAAAGAUUAUAUAACACAAGCUGAGCAAUGUCAAGUUAAAAAUAAACGUUUGUGGAUUUUCUUUGACGAAUUUAAUACAACAAGUAAUAUUGGUUUACUCAAAGAGAUCAUGUGUGAAAGGACUCUUCUUGGCGAAGCUUUGCCUUCCAAUAUGGUUUUCUUAGGCGCUUGCAAUCCACGUCGUACCAAAACAUUAAAAAUUCAACUCAACGACGAUGCGUAUAUCGGAUUGAGAAAAACUCGUUACGAAAUGCAAGAACGUCUUUGGGCUGGUGUAAAUCGACGUCUUUUAUAUACCGUUGUACCGAUACCCGAGACAAUGCUUGAAUAUAUCUGGGAUUACGGACAUUUGAAUGAAGCAACAGAGAGAGCCUAUAUCGAAACAAUGUUAAAUGUAUGCAAUGGUUUAUCUCGCGACUCGAUCUUAUUAAGACUUACUGUCGAUCUUCUUAUUGCAUCUCACAAUCAUUUUCGUGAUGUCGAAGAUACUAGUAGUGUAAGCUUGAGAGAUAUUAAACGCUUUUGUCGACUUUACAAUUGGUUUUUUCAUUCAUUGAAUGAACGUGCAGCUACAAAUGACCUAAAAGAAAGAUCAAGCUUUUCUCAUCGGGCCAGUUUCAUUGCAUUACUAUUCUGUUACUAUUUCCGAUUACGCUCUGUGAAAAUGAAGGAGAUCUAUAUUGAUAAAAUGCAAGAAAUCAUCACUAAGCAAUAUCCUGAUCUAAAUAAAGUGUCGAACUAUUUAGCUGAGAACAUCCUUCAAUGUGAACAAAUGCAAUUAAUCGAUAAGAAAAUGGAAUUGCCAUCGGGUACAGCGUUCAAUCGUGCGUUACGUGACAAUAUAUUUGUUCUCUUUGCUUGUAUUCUCAAUCGUAUACCCGUUUUCUUAUGUGGAAAGCCUGGUAGUAGUAAAUCAUCAGCAAUUCAGAUCCUAAUAAGUAACCUUCGCGGAAGAAAUUCCAAGGAUCCAUAUUUUCAAACUUUACCUGAACUUGUGGCUGUGUCUUUUNAGAAAAUGGAAUUGCCAUCGGGUACAGCGUUCAAUCGUGCGUUACGUGACAAUAUAUUUGUUCUCUUUGCUUGUAUUCUCAAUCGUAUACCCGUUUUCUUAUGUGGAAAGCCUGGUAGUAGUAAAUCAUCAGCAAUUCAGAUCCUAAUAAGUAACCUUCGUGGAAGAAAUUCCAAGGAUCCAUAUUUUCAAACUUUACCUGAACUUGUGGCUGUGUCUUUUCAGGGUUCACAAAAUUGUACUUCGGAAAGCAUUAUCAAAGUAUUCGAGCGUGCAUCAAACUAUUCUCGAGUGAAGAGUAAAGAAGAACUGUUGCCGGUGAUUGUGUUCGAUGAGAUCGGCUUGGCUGAACUUUCGCCACAUAAUCCAUUAAAAGUUCUACAUGCUGAACUCGAGGUAGAAAACAAUCAAUACGGCUUUGUUGGCAUCUCUAAUUGGCGUCUUGAUGCAUCGAAAAUGAAUCGAGCACUGUACCUUUCUGCACCAGAACCAACUGUCGAGGAUCUUGAAUUGACUGGAAAAACUAUCUGUGCCAGUAUGCAAUCUCAACCUGGCGGACGAACGAUUCAACUUGAUGAACUUAUUAUCAAAAGUCUUUCUCAAGGCUAUUAUGACCUUCGCGAAAAUUUGAAAGAGACACAAGCGGAUCAUGAAAAUUAUUUCGGUCUUAGGGAUUAUUACUCAUUAAUCAAAAGUAUUGUUCGUGAGUUGAUGUCAACUGGCAAUACGGAAGAUGUUUAUAAAAUCAUUCGGCAACAGCUAAAAGCAAACUUUGACGGGGUUCUCGAUGGAUCAUUAUUGUUAUGGGAACAUUUUUGUGAAUAUAUCAAUCAACGAACACUUUUAAAUGAAUAUAACUGUCCGUCAUUCAAUCUACUUCUCGAUCAUACGCUUAGCAAUCGUGCCGGCCGGUACCUUAUGCUUAUCGGUGACAGUGAAAGUACGAUUGAUUACGUUGAACGUUUCAUAUAUAUUAAUCAACAAAAGCGUCAUAUAGGAGUACGAACACUCGUUGGUAGUUCGUUUGCAGGUGAUCUUCUAUCCGGUAACACAUAUACUGAACAAUAUAACUAUCGUGUUUUGAUGGAUGUGAUUCUUUAUGCUGAAACUAACAUAACUUUAAUCAUGAGACAGAUGGGUCAUGUUUAUGAUAAUCUCUAUGAUUUAUUUAAUCAAAAUUUUGCAGUAUCAGCAAGAAAAAAAUACUGUCGGAUUGCAUUAGGUCCACUGUAUCAUCCACGAUGUCUUGUUCAUGAUGAUUUUUAUUGUGUGGUUUUUAUUCAUAAACGAGAUUUAGACAAAUGUGACCCACCAUUUCUAAAUCGCUUCGAGAAACAUUUAAUUGANAUGAGACAGAUGGGUCAUGUUUAUGAUAAUCUCUAUGAUUUAUUUAAUCAAAAUUUUGCAGUAUCAGCAAGAAAAAAAUACUGUCGGAUUGCAUUAGGUCCACUGUAUCAUCCACGAUGUCUUGUUCAUGAUGAUUUUUAUUGUGUGGUUUUUAUUCAUAAACGAGAUUUAGACAAAUGUGACCCACCAUUUCUAAAUCGCUUCGAGAAACAUUUAAUUGACAUUGAAGCAUUGAUUCAUCGACGACACAAAUCAAUUAAAAUGGAAUUGGAUAGUUGGGUUGAUACAUUGUUACCAAAAAACAUCGGCAAUCAUUUCCCUUUAUUACAACAUUUAUUUGUGAAUUAUAGUCAAGACCAAAUUUGUAAUCUUGUUAUUGAAACAUUCGAAGAACUGAAUGUAUCUCUCGACAGUCAAGAAACUGAUGAAGACCGUCGAUAUAUUCUAAGCACAUGUCAGGCUAAACUAUUACGUACGAGUUCAUUUGAUUUACCUCUUGCUCUGUCUCUUCAACCAAAUCCAGAAAAUCAACAAUUGAUCGAACAAUACUAUGAUACUCAUCAAAAGAUUAGUUUUACGCAAUUAAUGGGAGAUUUUUCGACAAAUUCAGUAAAUUCUUCUCCUCGUAUAAUAUACACUUAUACCCAAAUCUACCAUGAACUUCACGCCUUGCCUGACUAUGUCGAAGAAGUUAAGUUGAGUACAUUCAAAACUGAACUUGAGCUAGCAAAGCAAAUCAAACGGCAUUAUCAAGCAACGUCAAAUAUUCGUCUUCUUCUUAUUCGUGUUGAUUAUCAUAGUGAACAUAAACAUAUUCUCUCAUUGAAACAUGUUCUACUCAAUGAACGCACAUCAACAACUAAUCGUGGCGUUUGGCUUAUAUUUCAUUUGCAACGAAACUUGCUAAAUCAAAUCACCAAUGAUGUCGUAUUCAAUAACUGGCCCAAAGACAUGAUCGAUGAUUUAAAUAAACAUAUGUUCAUUCCAUUGACGACACUCAGCAAUCCAUCAUACUUUGAUCUUGUCUUUCAAGCUGAAUAUGUUCUUUCUGAAUGUAUAUUUGACGAUCUGGUUGAUAAAUGUUUAGCAAAAGUUCGAUAUACUGCGACACAUAAAGACGACGAACAACGAAUCAAUAAACGACGUCAUUUGAUCUUCCAACAACUAACGCAGCAGAAUUUUAAUAAUAACGAACUUCAUCUUCGUUCAAUUGUCGAGAAUAGUUUACUAAUAUUAAUACAAAAUUCGAAAUCGCUAAACAAUACACGUUUCAAUGAUUGGCGAGUUGAUCUUCUAACAAACGGAUUCAUCACUGCAGGUUCACGUUCAUUUAGCGAUGCGUUUCAAGCAACGCUAUCAACAUUUUAUGAAGCUCAUCUUUUGCUACUAUUAGCGCAUCUUGAGCAGAAUAACUUAAUCCAUGCGUAUUACUUUCUUUCAAAUGUGAAUGAUCCGAAAGUUCGAACACGUUUAUCCAAGCUCUGGCAAGAAUGUUUCGACCGCGUAAUAGAAAAUAUCGAUUGGACGGUGAUGAAUCGUGAUGUCAUUGAAGUUCAAUUGGAUUUCAAUGUGAAACUGCCUUGUGCAGCGAUGGAAUAUGAAAAUAUUCGCGCGAUUCGUGGAAACCUUCAACAAUUCGACGAUGAUAAUACUACUACCUAUAAUUCCAUUCGUUUCGCUAUUGAGCAACUGAAGACAGCGAGCAUCUACGGUGAAGAUUUCAUAAAACUCGUUUUUGAUGAUAAGCAAUUAUUUAAAUAUUACUUCUAUGACCAAAUUGCAUUCCAUUUGAAUGAAACAAAUAUUCAUCUGUCAUCAGAACUAGCAUAUAUUUUGUUAACGAGUAAUUCAACACGAUCGUUAGAAGAGUAUGCAGGAGUUUUUCUUGCUCAACACGCUGAAUUUACCGAUGUUCUUCGCCUAUUUGAAAUCGGCUUACAUCUAAUCAAUGAAGAUGAAAUUCGUUUCGAAGUUGAAAAACAAUUCAUCGAAAAUCCUAUUGGUGAAAUCAAACCUUCGAAAUUCUAUUCCCUUGUCAUAGCUAAUCAACAAUUCUAUCAAUUACCACCCAAAGCCACACAUAUUGACGAGAAAUGGAUCUUUAAAUGUCAAGGUGAUCCAAUGAUUGAAACAAGUUUGAUGAAUCUAGUCGAAUUGAUUCUCUCAUCAGCAACUAUUGAUCGUGUGCGAAGUAUUGAAGAGAUCACAACUACAUAUAGUUUAAUAGCACACGGCAUUUAUAGUUUAUCAUCGUAUUUAGUUGACAAUCUGGAAAAACUUCGAACGUUCAUUGGUCUUGUACGAUGUCUGACAGCUUUACUAUCAGACAGGGCACUCGAUGCUUUCAAAGAUGCUUGUAGACGAGGCUUUGAUGGUGAAUUUGAAUCAUGUCGCGCAAUUGACGAUUUUAUCGGCCAAUUGCGAAGAUUGAUUCAAGAGGAAAAUUCCAAGGUUGAUACGAAUGCCAGCAACCAAGCACUGGCCAAAUUAGAAGUCGAAUUUUUGAAAAAUUGGCUAGCUGACAAUGGCGAUUCGUAUGGCGACGUUCUCGUUUUGUUGAGCCAAAAUGAUAGUGAACUUUGGCAAUAUUCCGCAAAGAUUCUUACGUAUAUUGACCGGAAGCUUGAUCUACUAUCAACAUUGAAAGAAAACCAUGGAAAACUAACUUUCGAUGAAGAUUACGAACAGUUCAAUCAAUCGUUAGAGCAAAGCAAUAAAUUACAACAAUUAGUACUUAACCGACUUCACAUGCACUUGAUGAGAGAUGCUCCAGGAAGUGAAAUCGAUCAACAAUUAGUCGAACAUUAUCAAUCUUUUGAAGAACAUUUACGUGAAAUUCAAAGUAUUGACAAAGUAAAUACCAUCGAAUUGAUUGCUACAAUUGCUUGGAUUAAAUAUUACGUGCAAAUCUAUGCUUUUGCUUUGAACAAUGGCAGCCAAGAAAACGUCUUACAUAGAAUCGAUCAAUUAUUAACAAAUAUUAAUACUCGAUUUGAACUAGCAUAUAUUUUGUUAACGAGUAAUUCAACACGAUCGUUAGAAGAGUAUGCAGGAGUAUUUCUUGCUCAACACGCUGAAUUUACCGAUGUUCUUCGCCUAUUUGAAAUCGGCUUACAACUAAUCAAUGAAGAUGAAAUUCGUUUCGAAAUUGAAAAACAAUUCAUCGAAAAUCCUAUUGGUGAAAUCAAACCUUCGAAAUUCUAUUCCCUUGUCAUAGCUAAUCAACAAUUCUAUCAAUUACCACCCAAAGCCACACAUAUUGACAAGAAAUGGAUCUUUAAAUGUCAAGGUGACCCAAUGAUUGAAACAAGUUUGAUGAAUCUAGUCGAAUUGAUUCUCUCAUCAGCAUCUAUUGAUCGUGUGCGGAGUAUUGAAGAGAUCACAACUACAUAUAGUUUAAUAGCACACGGCAUUUAUAGUUUAUCAUCGUACUUAGUUGACAAUCUGGAAAAACUUCGAACGUUCAUUGAUCUUGUACGAUGUCUGGCAGCUUUACUACCAGACAGGGCACUCGAUGCUUUCAAAGAUGUUUGUAGACGAGGCUUUGAUGGUGAAUUUGAAUCAUGUCGCGCGAUUGACGAUUUUAUCGGUCAAUUACGAAGAUUGAUUCAAGAGGAAAAUUCCCACGUUGAUACGAAUGUCAGCAACCAAAGACUGGUCAAAUUAGAAGUCGAAUUUUUGAAAAAUUGGCUAGCUGACAAUGGCGAUUCGUAUGGCGACGUUCUCGUUUUGUUGAGCCAAGAUCAUAGUGAACUUUGGCAAUAUUCCGCAAAGAUUCUCACGUAUAUUGACCGGAAGCUUGAUCUACUAUCAACAUUGAAAGAAAACCAUGGAAAAUUAACUUUUGAUGAAGAUUACGAACAGUUCAAUCAAUCGUUAGAGCAAAGCAAUAAAUUACAACAAUUAGUAGUCAACCGACUUCACAUGCAUUUGAUGAGAGAUGCUCCAGGAAGUGAAAUCGAUCAACAAUUAGUCGAACAUUAUCAAUCUUUCGAAGAACAUUUACGUGAAAUUCAAAGUGUUGACAAAGUAAAUACCAUCGAAUUGAUUGCUACAAUUGCUUGGAUUAAAUAUUACGUGCAAAUCUAUGCUUUUGCUUUGAACAAUGGCAGCCAAGAAAACGUCUUACAUAGAAUCGAUCAAUUAUUAACAAAUAUUAAUACUCGAUUUGGUUCGACGAUUCAAUUAUUUGCUCUCAAACAGCUUUUACUGAUAGCUGGAGUUGAUCUCAAUACUUUACACGAACAAUACGUGAAUCGGAAUAUUAUUUGGAUUAAAGGACUUCUUCAACAUCAAAGAGAUCAACAAGCACAAAAUGUUCGUCGGCGUCUGAUUUUACCAACUCCUCUCUUCGAAUGUCAACAAGAAUUCCGACGAACGAGUGAAAUUCUUAGUGCUAUAAAUAAACAUAACGAGCUAAAACAACUUAUCAUCGCAUACGGUUCGUCACAAAAGUUUAGUUAUGCACUUUUUAUGUGGUUUAUUCAGUACUAUUGUCGUUUUCUUCAGUCAAAUGUAGAAGUUGAUCGUGCAUUUGUUCAACUGAUCGAGCAUGAUGUCAGUCAAGAAUUGCUACGUUGUUUCACUCCUUUAGGCCAUAAAUAUUUGAUUGCAUUAUGUUCAAACUUUUCGAACGACUCGUAUUUUCGUCUACGAGCCGAUAUGAAUUUGAAUGACAUCCACAAACGUUUAAUGGCUCUGAAUAUUGUUGCCGUAUUCAUCUCAUUCCGAUCGCUAUCUGAAAUCACUUUACUAGGUAGCAUUUUAUUUAAUCAGCAGCGACAAAUGCCAACUAGUUAUAUUCAACAUUUGUCGAAUGUCUGUUUACCUGGCAUGACUGUCUGUGAUCCGGCGAUAACACAAAUGAUGGAUGUACGCACUCAAGUUCAAGAUCGUCUUGAACGAGGUGUUAUUCAUCCUGGCGGAAGAUUCAUUUUUCAAUGUUCGAAGGAAUGUCUGUGGAUAUUUAUUUUUCAAAAUUGCGGCGUUCCUAAUGACCGACAUAUUUGUCCUCUAUGCGGAAAACCCAUUGGUGCUGAACGAUACAACGUUCUUAUUCAACGUGAUCCUCCUCAAAUAAAAAUGCCUAUUGACGAAGGUCUUCGGCUCAUUAAUCAGCAUAUCGAUGAAUACAAUCGAACGACUCGUUUAGGAUAUCACAAUGUCAAAGCUGCCGAAACAAGUCUUAUAGGAGAAAAACCAGAUCAUCUGAAUCGUCCCAUAUCAUUCCGUUUUGUGCAUUUCUUAACGCAUGGUCUUCUUCUCUUUCUUGAUGAUGCUAAUUACUUAACUGCAGAUGAUGUACAACAACGUUUAAAAUUACCAUCUCGUACGCAUUUUCGCGAUCAUUUCGAAAAAGAUUACGAGCUACUUGCUCAAUCAUCAAUAGACAAUCAACAAUGCUACAUUUGGAUAUACAAAUUACUCAAUCAUCUCAUACAUGAUGAUUUCAAUCGACGUGGCAUCAUGAGUACGAAUCAACAUGUUUUCCAAAUUGAACAACUUAUUGAACAAAAUCUCAUCUUUAAACAUAUUGAUUCAAUUACCAAUGAAAUCACCGAGUACAAACAAGCGUAUGCGAAAUUCAUUCAGGAACGUGAUUCCAAGCCAUCAUUAGAAAAUUUCAUUGAUGAAUUAUGCGAAGACGAACAGCUGUAUCCUCUUUUAAAUUUCUUCAAUGUCACCACAUUUCAUACUUCAAAUCCUUUGGAAAAAUUUAUCACCAAAAUACAAACACUUUCACAUGACGAAAAAGUUUAUCCUGUGACAACGUUUCUCUUGAAACGCUUCAAUGAUUACACCAACAUUCAGCAUCUCUAUCCAAUCAUUGCCUUUAGCAAUUAUCUUAUCGAGAAAUUCAAUUACCGUAUCAAACGAAAUGAUGCUGUUGAGAAGAGAGUUUCGUAUUAUCUUCAAGCCGGUGACGACCAACAAGUGAUUAAGCAACUUUAUGACGCCUUUCUCCAUGCUUGGUAUGCAUUAGAUUUAAAGGAAAUUCGGUAUGGUUGUCAAGCACCAAAAUUUCAGUNUAAAUAUCUAAUUGCAUUAUGUUCAAACUUCUCGAACGACUCGUAUUUUCGUCUACGAGCCAAUAUGGAUUUGAAUGACAUCCACAAACGUUUAAUGGCUCUGAAUAUUGUUGCCGUAUUCAUCUCAUUCCGAUCGCUAUCUGAAAUCACUUUACUAGGUAGCAUUUUAUUUAAUCAGCAGCGACAAAUGCCAACUAGUUAUAUUCAACAUUUGUCGACUGUCUGUUUACCUGGCAUGACUGUUUGUGAUCCGGUGAUAACACAAAUGAUGGAUGUACGCAGUCAAGUUCAAGAUCGUCUUAAACGAGGUGUUAUUUAUCCUGGCGGAAGAUUCCUUUUUCAAUGUUCGAAAGAAUGUCUGUGGAUAUUUAUUUUUCAAAAUUGCGGUGUUCCUAAUGACCGACAUAUUUGUCCUCUAUGCGGAAAAUCCAUUGGUGCUGAACGAUACAACGUUCUUAUUCAACGUGAUCCUCCUCAAAUAAAAAUGCCUAUUGACGAAGGUCUCCAGCUCAUUAAUCAGCAUAUCGAUGAAUACAAUCGAACGACUCGUUUAGGAUAUUACAAUGUCAAAGCUGCCGAAACAAGUCUUAUGGGAGAAAAACCAGAUCAUCUGAAUCGUCCCAUAUCAUUCCGUUUUGUGCAUUUCUUAACGCACGGUCUUCUUCUCUUUCUUCAUGAUGCUAAUUACUUAACUGCAGAUGAUGUACAACAACAUUUAAAAUUACCAUCUCGUACGCAUUUUCGCGAUCAUUUCGAAAAAGAUUACGAGCUACUUGCUCAAUCAUCAAUAGAUAAUCAACAAUGCUACAUUUGGAUAUACAAAUUACUCAAUCAUCUCAUACAUGAUGAUUUCAAUCGACGUGGUAUCAUGAAUACGAAUCAACAUGUUUUCCAAAUUGAACAACUUAUUGAACAAAAUCUCAUCUUUAAACAUAUUGAUUCAAUAACCAAUGAAAUCACCGAGUACAAACAAGCAUAUGCGAAAUUCAUUCAGGAACGUGAUUCCAAGCCAUCAUUAGAAAAUUUCAUUGAUGAAUUAUUCGAAGACGAACAGCAGUAUCCUCUUUUAAAUUUCUUCAACGUCACCACAUUCCAUACUUCAAAUCCUUUGGAAGAAUUUAUCACCAAAAUACAAACACUUCCACAUGGCGAAAAAAUGUAUCCUGUGACAACGUUUCUCUUGAAACGUUUCAAUGAUUACACCAACAUUCAGCAUCUCUAUCCAAUCAUUGCCUUUAGCAAUUAUCUUAUCGAGAAAUUCAAUUACCGUAUCAAACGAAAUGAUGCUGUUGAGAAGAGAGUUUCAUAUUAUCUUCAAGCCGGUGACGACCAACAAGUGAUUAAGCAACUUUAUGACGCCUUUCUCCAUGCUUGGUAUGCAUUAGAUUUAAAGGAAAUUCGGUAUGGUUGUCAAGCACCAAAAUUUCAGUUAACCGUUACCAAAAAGGAAUUUGCUGAAAGCACAAGUCUCGCUACGCUUCUGUUGAACACCUCACGAGACNAUGAUGCUGUUGAGAAGAGAGUUUCGUAUUAUCUUCAAGCCGGUGACGACCAACAAGUGAUUAAGCAACUUUAUGACGCCUUUCUCCAUGCUUGGUAUGCAUUAGAUUUAAAGGAAAUUCGGUAUGGUUGUCAAGCACCAAAAUUUCAGUUAACCGUUACCAAAAAGGAAUUUGCUGAAAGCACAAGUCUCGCUACGCUUCUGUUGAACACCUCACGAGACCAAAGUAGUCUUGUCCUGGCGGCAACGAUCAAAACCCUGGCUGAAUUACAAAACGAAAUUGUCAACUAUUUUCACAACACACUUGAUCAUGCGGUUAAUACGGAAACGAAACGAAAGCAUGUAGCACUUCAAGCAAUUCGACCUGAAAACGUCCUCCGUCUUGAUCGCGGUUAUCUCAGUCAGAAAUUAUUCGAUGAUUGUCUUGUUUUGAAUUAUGAUUACGGCAAAGGUAACGAUUUCAUUUAUGAUUAUGAAGAAAUCGAAAUGACUUUAAGAAACAUGAUUAGCUCAUUAGUAUUAAUCGAUACGGAUAAGUUACGUUUUCUCAAUUAUCAAUUCGAAUUGUACGGUGAAAACACGUCAUUGAUCAAUGAUGUACGUGCUCGUAUCAAACAAUACCAACUGAGCAAUGAAGAACGAACAAAACUGCAGCACCUCGUCGAAGAAAUGAGUCCUGAUGAUACUCUGAAUUACCUUGGCUCAUUAGAUUAUGUUUUUACAUAUUUAAGGAAUAGUAUUACAGAACAUGCUACAGGAACAACAACAAUUCAGACAUUCGUUGAAUAUCAUAUCCAUUCAUAUGCGUGUCUAAACGAGAAUAUCCUUCGUCGACCACCAUUUUCAAUGAUACAACUGCAAUACAUAAUCGACUUGUAUGAAAUGAUUGAAGAAAAUGCAUUCGAUCGAGUUCUGCGUCCUUAUGUGAAAAAAGAACUUGCUGAAGAAACAUUCACAGAUGACGAACGGCAGCGUGUUCUUGAUGUGUUUACUCGUACGACAUUCGAAAAAGAUACGAUUGCUGUGCCAUUAAAAAACAUCGAUAACUGGAUAGCAAUGCUGAAACGAUUGAUGAUUCGUGUGCUCAAUGCAAAUGUUAGCCUUGAAACACCGCUUCAAUUGUAUCUCGAGCGUACGGAUCUUUGGAGCGACCGGGUUAGUGAUGUUGAUCUGGAAACAUUUCAAGUCGAUGANCGUGUUCUUGAUGUGUUUACUCGUACGACAUUCGAAAAAGAUACGAUUGCUGUGCCAUUAAAAAACAUCGAUAACUGGAUAGCAAUGCUGAAACGAUUGAUGAUUCGUGUGCUCAAUGCAAAUGUUAGCCUUGAAACACCGCUUCAAUUGUAUCUCGAGCGUACGGAUCUUUGGAGCGACCGGGUUAGUGAUGUUGAUCUGGAAACAUUUCAAGUCGAUGACGAUAUUUUACUUCAACAUACAUAUGUUAUCCUUGGAGGUUUAGAAAAGAAACAAAAAUCAAAUGGUAAAAUGUCACAACAACAACAAAGACCAUCGCAAAUCCAAACUGUUGAAGCACAAAGACAGAAAGCUCAAACAUGGUACGAAACAACAGCUAAAUCAUCAACAACUCCGAGAGUUCUCGCUGAUAAAAAGAAAGACAAAACCAAACUACGCGUUUAA
Molecule: messenger RNA, 22035 nt
Organism: Adineta ricciae
Lineage: Eukaryota; Metazoa; Rotifera; Eurotatoria; Adinetida; Adinetidae
Source: the annotation of a GenBank genome assembly